Messenger RNA from Rhizopus microsporus ATCC 52813, 1258 nucleotides. RefSeq names its product Pkinase-domain-containing protein. The transcript has 5 exons. Gene Ontology annotation, cellular component: cytoplasm. Gene Ontology annotation, molecular function: protein serine/threonine kinase activity; ATP binding; protein serine/threonine/tyrosine kinase activity. The coding region runs from base 1 to 1203 and encodes 400 amino acids. The record is from RefSeq and is a predicted model, not a curated record. NCBI's taxonomy places the organism in Eukaryota, Fungi, Mucoromycota, Mucoromycetes, Mucorales, Rhizopodaceae. Gene Ontology annotation, biological process: signal transduction; protein phosphorylation.
AUGGACAAAGGAUUUACUGCUUCUUUAGAAAAUGGACAGGAAUCAACACAACAACAACAACAACAACAACUGAGACAUGUCAUUGUAGCAGCCAAGGAUGGAAGAACAGGCAAAGAUAUUCAGUUAUAUUAUACGUUUGAGAAAGUGGUCGGUAAUGGAUCCUUUGGCAUUGUUUAUCAAGCAAAGUUGAUGCCCAGUGGAGAGAAAGUAGCCAUAAAGAAAGUACUGCAAGACAGACGAUUUAAAAAUAGAGAGUUAGAAAUGAUGAGAUUAAUGCAUCAUCCAAAUGUGUGUGGGCUGAGGGCUUUCUUUUAUAAUCAAGGUGAAAAAAGAGAGGAAGUUUACUUGAAUCUGGUGCUAGAGUAUGUACCAGAGACAGUGUACCGAGUUGCCCGACACUAUGCAAAGAUCAGACAGCCUAUACCCAUCCUUCAAAUCAAGUUGUACAUGUACCAGUUAUGUCGAGCACUCGCUUAUUGUCACAGCAUUGGUAUCUGUCAUCGAGAUAUCAAGCCUCAGAACCUACUGUUAGAUCCAAUUUCUGGGAUCUUGAAACUUUGCGAUUUCGGAAGCGCCAAGAUAUUAAACUCUGGAGACUCUAAUGUGUCCUAUAUCUGCUCACGUUACUAUCGAGCACCUGAACUCAUCUUUGGAGCUGCCGAUUAUUCGGUCAAGAUCGAUAUCUGGUCAGCAGGAUGUGUCCUGGGUGAACUCUUGCUCGGUCAACCCCUCUUUCCAGGUGAAAGUGGUGUGGAUCAGUUGGUGGAGAUUAUCAAAGUGCUGGGAACGCCUUCGAGAGAGCAAAUAGAGCUGAUGAAUCCAAAUUAUACAGAUCACAAGUUCCCCUUGAUCAAGCCUCAUCCUUUGUCAAAGAUCUUUAGAUUAAGAACACCACCAGAGGCUAUUGAUCUGAUGUCAAGUAUAUUACAAUAUAAUCCAUUGGCUAGACCAUCAGCCAGUGAAAUCCUUGUUCAUCCCUUCUUUGACGAACUGAGAAAUCCUGAUACAAAGAUGCCGACGGGAAAGAGUCUUCCUCCUUUAUUCAACUUUACAAUGGAAGAGUUAUCCAUAAGACCUGAAUUCAUAAAGAAAUUAGUGCCUCCACAUUGUUAUGGUGAGUUACUUUCUAGGGGAAUUGAUGUGAGUCGAUUCGUGACAGCAUCUAUGGACACUUUGUUACAUAAAAACUCUUGUAUAUUGUAAUCAGAGAAUUGGAAAAUAUGUAAAAUUAUAUCUUGCUAUUAAAUAAAAAACAACA